AUGAUUGACCAACGCAUUUUCGAGAAUCUCCAGACUAAGAUCGACGAGGAGACUACCGUCCGCGAUGAGCUCCAUGAUAUUGUUCAGACACUUGCCAGACGAGGACGUUCCACUCAGGCCAUUCUGUCGCGAGCUCAUUCCACACCUGCUGAUCAACUGAAGCCCGUUCUUGACGAUGUCACGACAGAAAUCCUUGCUCAGAAGCAAGAGGUUGCCCGUCUGAAGGCCGUGGCAGAUCAGCACCCCUUCUACAAGUACAACGGUCUGUGGACCCGUGAAUUGCAGAACCUGGUUGCCUCCAUCGAGCUUUGCGCGUGGCUCGGCGGCUUGCAGGAGCAUAAGGGACCUAGCUCUGCAUCAUUCAUGACUAUCGAGGAUGUGGGCAAGUUCCUAGAGAUUCCUGUCAACCUGAAAGAUCAGGAUGCCUUCCACCUCACCAUUGAGGAGUAUCUGCUGGCACUGAUUGCCAUGGUUGAGGAACUAGUUCGUGUCCCGGUCGUCGGUUUCCAUCCGCCUACCAUUACUAACUUCGCUCAGUCUCGCCUCGCCGUUAACUCGGUUACUCUGGGUGACUACACCCGGCCGAUGCAAAUCGGCAAUUUUAUCAAGGAGCUUUUCGCUGGCUUCCAGCUUUUGAACUUGAAGAACGAUAUCCUGCGCAAGCGCAGUGAUGGUAUCAAGUACAGUGUCAAGAAGGUCGAGGAUGUGGUUUACGACCUGUCGCUGCGGAAUCUUGUUCCCAAAGGCGGCGCCUCCGCCUAG
This is a messenger RNA of Penicillium soppii, 762 nucleotides long. Its product is annotated as translin. Gene Ontology annotation, biological process: RNA metabolic process. The transcript has 7 exons. Gene Ontology annotation, cellular component: cytoplasm; nucleus. Bases 1 to 762 code for a protein of 253 amino acids. Gene Ontology annotation, molecular function: single-stranded DNA binding; sequence-specific DNA binding; RNA binding. The record is from RefSeq and is a predicted model, not a curated record. Lineage: Eukaryota; Fungi; Ascomycota; Eurotiomycetes; Eurotiales; Aspergillaceae.